UAAUUGAGAGGAAUGCUUUUUCAUCUCCAGUCAUAUGAUUGGUACAACUGCUAUCAACAUACCAUUCAUUGCUUUUUGCUGAAGCAUUAGAUUGAGAAGCGUAGAAAAGGUUUUCUUCCUCUUUUCCUUCACAGAAAUUUACUUACUCCUGUUGCUUGUGCCUGCAGUCCUUCUCAAUAUGGCCAAACUUUUUACAAAAGUUACAUUGGGGCUUGCCUUUGUGCCAACAUUUUUCUGCAUUAUGAUUAGUCUUUUUGCAAAUUUUACAAAAAAGACUAGUACUUUUCUCACCUUUUUCUUCAACCUUCUUAGUAGAGCUAUCACGAUCCUGCUUCUUUUUUGGAUUGUACUUCUUUUUUUGUUGAUUCUUUGAGAAAUUUUGAGAAUUAUCAUUGGUUCUGGACUGGAAAGCCGUCUCUGUGGUUGAUUCUCACGAAAAAAUCUUCGCUUCUCGUGUGCACGGAACGAUCCAACUAGCUCUUUGAUGGAAAGCUUAGAAAGAUCUUUCGUCUCCUCAGUGAUAGCAACAAUAUACUCAUACUUUUCUGUGACACUAAUUAGAAUCUUUUCCACAACUUGUUGGUCAGAAAUUUCAUCACCAUGAUUUCUCAUUUCAUUAACAAUAUUCAUGACUCUUGUACAAUAUUCAUCGAUUUUUUCAGAUUCUAUCAUCUUCAAAUUUUGAAACUCACUUCUAAGAGUUUGAAGAUUGAUAGUGUGUACCUUUUCGUCACCAUACACCUCAGCUUCCAGAGACUCCCAAGCUUGCUUUGCAGUCUCACAAGUAGCAAUUUUUGCAAAAAAAUGCUCUUGAGACUCCCAUUUGAAUUUGGCUCAAAGCCUUUGCAUCUUGACGACGCUUAGCCUCAAGAUUUUUCAUCUCUGCUACUGAAAGUUCACCAUCGUCUUCUGGCUCUUCAUAGCCAUUUGCAACAAUAGUCCACAAACCUUCAGCUUUUAGAUAAGUUCUCAUUCUUAUCUUCCAGUAUUCAAAGUCAUUUUCAUAAAAAAAAUGGAGUAAGAACAACUGAAGAAUCAGCACCAUCAUUUGUUUUAGAUGCCAUAAAUUUUUUUUCUUCACCUAACCCCAAAUUAAGAACAAAAACUGCUCUUGAUACCAAUUUGUAGGAAAGAAUAGGAAGAGAAUGUUUUUCUUAGAGAAUGCUCAAGUUGUAUUAGGCUACUUAAGGCCACUUGAGAUGAUUACAAUCAUCAAUUACAUCUCUAAUUAUACUACUUAAAAAAACAAUUCAAAAGUCUUGCACAAAUAACUAGAUACAUGUAUCACAAUUCACUAGAUACAUGUAUCACAAACUUUUAGAAGAUUUCUUGAAAAUCUAAGAGAUAAUAUUGAAAGACAAAAUGAUAUUCUUGAAACAAUAAAGAACUCCUAGAAAACAUAAAAGCCAAGGAUAGUAUCCUUGUGAAUGCAUUAAUAAUUCCAACACAGACUAGCUAAGAGACAAUUCUGUCUUAUUUAGCAUAUAUUAUGUUUCUAUAUAUUGAUUAUAUAUACAUACCUUGUAAACAUUUCUGACGAAGCGGUAUCCUGUGACACGGCUUAAGCCAAGGGGUACCCGCCCCUCGCUCUAAAGCAAGGUGGGAUAAUCAAUAGGAGACAAACAUCAUGGCCACUGUGUAAAAUGUAGAGUUGCUGGGAAUAAACAACUACAGUAGGUAGUUAGUUUAAUUUGCAAGUUGAUCUUUGAAAAAUGUUAGAUCUGAGUUGAUAUAAAAAAAUGUAGGAAGGUAGUUAGGUUUGCAUGGAAGUUGCGUUUUUGAAAAUUAAAAAAGAAUCAAUAGUUUUGACUCUCUUUAAAACUACUGUGUUUUUUGUUGAUAAGGAGAUUUAAAACAACAUUGAGAGUCGAGAAGGAAAACAUCAUGGCUAGUUUUCAUAUUCCAACAAUUGAUGUUUCUCCAUUUUUCAGAUCAGAGGAAAACGAAGAAGGCAAAAAGAAGGCUAUGGAGCAAAUAGGAGAAGCCUGUGUUAACUAUGGCUUCUUCCAAAUUGCGAAUCAUGAAAUUCCUUUGGACGUGUUGAGCAGAACCAUGAAUAUGUUCAAGACCUUCUUUGCUUGUUCAGAUGAAGAUAAACUCUUUGCGCCUGCUGCUUACUUGAAAAGUACACAGCAUUCAGCUGGGAUUUAUGAGCACUUCGUGUUUGAUAUUGCAUGCUCUAGCUUCCAUAUCUGCCCCAAAAAUCCACCUCAUUUCAAACAAGUUUUGGAGGAGAUGUUUUCCCACUUCACCAAAUUAGGAGGUGUGUUGGAGGGCAUCAUAAGUGAGUGUUUGGGUCUCCCUCAUAAAUUCCUUCCAAACUACAACAAUGAUCGUUCUCAGGAUUCCCUGAUGGGCCUCCACUACUUUCCAGCAACAAAAGCUGAGAACUUAGGAAAACCUGCACACCAACAUCCUGGCUGCUUCACCAUUGUCUACCAGGAUGAAGUUGGAGGCCUUCAAGUGCACAAAGAUGGCCAGUGGAUCCCUAUAGCGCCUUCCAAAGACAAACUAGUUGUUAACAUUGGCGAUGUUAUUCAGGUGCUAAGCAACAAUAAAUUCAAGAGUGCAACUCACAGGGUGGUGAGACCAAGAGAAAUAAACCGUUACUCGUACGCAUACUUCUAUAACGUGCAAGGGGAUAAGUGGGUUGAGCCAUUGCCGCAGUUCACAAAGGAAAUUGGAGAGUCGCCCAAGUACAGAGGAUUUGUCUUCGAAGAAUAUGCACAGUUGAGACACAGAAACAGGACUCAUCCACCAGCUAGACCUGAAGAUCUCAUCCAUAUAACCCACUACUCAAUUUCUAAUUAGAGGAGAAUUGAAGUCUAUCUGACCAAGGAUUUUUUUCUCUAUGUGGAAAGAAACAUAGAAAUAAUAUGUAUCACAUCACUUCUAACAUGUACGUUAAAGCGUGUGACUGGUUUAUACUGUCAGAGAAUACACAAUUUUUUUUCUUAAUUAUGUCUUCAAUACAUCGCUCAUUGUACAAGCUUGAUUCUUUGAAGAGGAAUCCUCAAUUUAUA
Lycium barbarum (goji berry) is the source of this 3023-nucleotide messenger RNA. RefSeq names its product protein DMR6-LIKE OXYGENASE 2-like. Lineage: Eukaryota; Viridiplantae; Streptophyta; Magnoliopsida; Solanales; Solanaceae. The record is from RefSeq and is a predicted model, not a curated record. The transcript has 3 exons. The coding region runs from base 1885 to 2811 and encodes 308 amino acids. Gene Ontology annotation, molecular function: dioxygenase activity.